This is a messenger RNA of Prorocentrum cordatum, 573 nucleotides long. NCBI's taxonomy places the organism in Eukaryota, Dinophyceae, Prorocentrales, Prorocentraceae. The record is from the annotation of a GenBank genome assembly.
AUGGCGGACGAGGUCGCCUAUGGGCUGGACAGGGAGCUCAAGGCCAAGCAGGCGGCCAAGUACGACGUGGGCCUGGAGAGGCAGGUCGCCGACUGGAUCACGGCCGUCUCUGGCCAGCAGGCCGAAGAGGGCCAGACCUUCGCUGGGUGGCUCCGGGACGGUCGGGUCCUGUGCGGGCUCGUCAACGCCAUCAGCCCGGGGGCGAUCAAGAAGGUCAACACGAGCUCGAUGGCCUUCAAGCAGAUGGAGAACAUCUCGUUCUUCACCGACGCCGCCCGCAAGCUUGGCGUGCCCGAGUCGGCCGUAUUCAGCACGCCGGACACGGACCUGUACGAGGAGAAGAACGUCGGCUCCGUGGUGAACUGCGUGUACACGCUGGGCGGGGCGGUCCAGGUGUCGUGCCCCGGGUUCCAGGGUCCGCACCUGGGGGUGCCGAUCACCGUCGAGAGCAAGGACAGGCGGCGAUCUUUCGGCCGGAUCACCGACCAGUCCCAGGGCUUCUCGGCCACGCUCGACAUUCAGAGGCCCUCCGAGGAGACCGCAUCCUCGGCGUGGUGCGGCCGAACGCGAUGA